UCUUGUCGCAGAAUUUUUUUUUUCCUCGAGCUAUUGCGUUUUGUAUCGAGUGCGUGACCGACUUUCUCUGCUCGAAGAAUCUCUCUCCGUGUGUAUCAUCACAAGCCAUGUCUGCAGAAUCAGCCAGUGCAAUCCGAAGAGGCCAAGUUGAUCUAUUGGACUUCAUUGACUGGUCUGCAGUUGAAUGCCUUAACCAAAGCACCAGUCACUCUAUCUCUAAUGCCCUCAAACAGGGUUAUAGAGAAGACGAUGGUCUGAAUCUGGAGAGUGAUGCGGAUGAGCAGCUACUAAUUUACAUUCCUUUCAAUCAAGUCAUCAAACUUCACUCUAUUGUCAUCAAAGGACCUGAAGAUGAAGGUCCUAAGACGGUAAAGCUAUUCUCAAACAAGGAGCAUAUGGGAUUCAGUAAUGUUAACGACUUUCCACCAAGUGACACGGCAGUUUUAUCCCCUGAAAAUCUUAAGGAGGGCAAACCAGUGGUCUUAAAGUACGUCAAGUUUCAGAAUGUUCGCAGCUUGACAAUAUUUAUUGAGGACAAUCAGUCAGAUUCUGAAGUCACGAAAGUUCAAAAGAUUGCUCUAUAUGGAACAACGGUCGAAACAACUGACAUGAAGGGUUUAAAGAAGAUUGAGGAUCACUGAUCUUGAAAAGGAAAUUGUCAAUUGUCUCAUCAGAUGCUAAUGGGAUUGUUGCAACAGUUGUGCUUGAUUAUGCUAUUAUUGUUCCUUUCUUAGAAUUUCAUUAACAUGAAUUUUGAGGUUUCAUUGCUGUUUUGAUAUCUGGUUUGUAGUUAUUAGUUAAAAAGUUCUUUCCAAUGCACGACAAGAAUCCGUGUUUGCUGUCUA
Molecule: messenger RNA, 845 nt
Organism: Tripterygium wilfordii
Lineage: Eukaryota; Viridiplantae; Streptophyta; Magnoliopsida; Celastrales; Celastraceae
Product: PITH domain-containing protein At3g04780-like
Exons: 8
Coding region: 108-641 (177 amino acids)
Source: RefSeq, a predicted model, not a curated record